Molecule: messenger RNA, 1524 nt
Organism: Owenia fusiformis
Lineage: Eukaryota; Metazoa; Annelida; Polychaeta; Sabellida; Oweniidae
Source: the annotation of a GenBank genome assembly
AUGGGAAUCCUAUCGACAGAGGGUUUAAGGAAGACAUCAACUAGGCAAAAACAAAUCGUGCAAGAAAAUAGCUUCAGACUGAAGACCCAUGGCAAGCUUGAUGUCGAUCUUUUCUGUAAUGUGGAAAUUCAUCCACCAAAUCCAUUUGAAGAAAUGGAAAGAUCUGAUGGGGAAAACAAUACUUUUGUGGAACUGAGUUCUACAAAUAUAGAAACAACCGAACUGAAAAAUCUGAAUUUUGUUUCAGAAGCUAAUCAUAAUAAUGAUGAAUUGUAUCUUACUUCAUCAACAGAUGAUACAGAGCUAUGUGAGAAUGUACAUUGCACAAUAGAAACUCCGCUAAAGUUUGAUAUUUCAGUGAAAGUAAGAGGUAGCUGUUCCAUAUCUAACACAGAGGGUGGCACUUUAAAUGUCAAGUCUUUCUUGGAUGAUACUCCCCUUACUCUGCAUAAUAUCAAAAGUGGUGACAUCGAUGUUAUGACUGCAGGGGAUGUUGUUUCAUCCAAGCUACUACAAGGGAAUGCUAGUUUACAGACACAAGGGAUGGGGUGUAUCACUGGAGACAGACUUCAGGGCCAAAGAUUUAAAGUAACUUCAGAUGCAGGCAAUAUUAACAUCAAAACUUUAUAUGGAACUUCAUCCCAGUUUUAUAGCAAGCAAGGCAGUAUUACAAUAGGCAAUUGCCAUGGUGAUUGCGACUGUUACCUGAAAAAUGGAAACCUAAAAAUAGAUAGCCUAGAUGGAAGUCUUACAGCUGAUGUUGUUUCUGGGAAUGUUGAAGUUCAGGUGACCAGACACAGAAACAUUGACAUCCAGGUCUUAGGCAAAGGAGACAUAACAUUAAAACUACCAGAAGACAUCGUUUCUAAUGUUGGUAUUAGUGGCAGUGAUGUACAUAUUGACAAAUCCCUCAACUAUACCCCUAUGAAUCCUGCAUUUCCUAAUACCUCACUCAGUGAAUAUAUAGGAGUUAUAGGUAAAUCUGAUGGACAAACAGACAAUUUCAUCACAAUAAGGUCUAAGUCUGGAGCUAUUAACAUAGAAAAACAAGAUUGGUUUUCCUCAUUAAAUCUUGGUAAAUUGGAACAUUAAGAUUUCAUAGCAUGGUAGACAAUACUUGAUCUCGACAUAGCAAAGUACCAAGGCAGGGUUACAGGACACAACAUCUCAUACAUUUGAUGACAUAAUGUAGACUAGUGAAUGGUCUACAUGAAUGAAUGGAACUGGGCCUAUGAAGGUCUACAGUGAACGAAUGAAUGGAACAUAUAACUGUAGGCCUAUGACGGUCUACAGUGAAUAAAUGUAACAAGGUCAUCCUCUAGUCAUGCCAGUAACAAUGAACCAUGUAUUCUUUUACACAAAAUGAGUGCCCACACCCUCAGUAUGAGAAACAUACAAGGGCUUGACGCAGGACUAUGCACUCAUCAAACCUAAUUAUUUUGCUGAGUAAGCGACACUUCUGUUCACUAAAUCUAAGUUAAUAAAUCUGGUGUAUUGUUUUUCAUUUCAAUAAAUAUUGUUUGA